ACAGCACCAGUCGUCCACAAUGAUUUAUCCAUGAGAUCCAUUCUAUCCUGGAAGCGUUGUGCGCUCUUCAGUUUGACGUGUGUAACUGCACUUCCGGUGAUCUCAGCGCUAGAAUGGCUGCAAUGUUUACGUGUUGUUUGGGCUGCUGCGGGGAUGGCGGACCGGGUCAUGCUCCCCUCAAAGAAAUGCCCACCGUACAGCUAGACACGCAUCACAUGGGGACGGAUGUGGUCAUAGUGAAAAGUGGGAGGCGGAUCUGUGGAACUGGAGCCUGCCUUGCCAACGCCCCUCUACACCAGAACAAGAGCUAUUUUGAGUUUAAGAUCCAGUCCACCGGUGUUUGGGGGAUCGGUGUGGCCACUCAGAAGGUGAAUUUGAACCAGGUGCCACUGGGUCGAGACAGUCACAGUUUGGUGCUUAGACACGAUGGCUCCAUAUACCACAACAACGAGGAGAAGAACCGAUUACCUGCCAACAGCCUUCCUCAGGAGGGGGAUAUAGUGGGGGUGACCUAUGAUCAUGUGGAACUGAACCUGUACUUAAAUGGAAAGAACAUGCACUGUCCAGCCUCAGGUAUUCGAGGGACUGUGUUCCCCAUAGUUUAUGUGGAUGACAGUGCCAUCAUAGACUGCCAGUUCAGUGAUUUCUACCAUACUCCACCUGAAGGCUUCGAAAAGAUUCUGUUUGAACAGCAGAUCUUUUGAAUUGUCAGCUAUGUGUGCAGAUUCACACACAAUGUCGAGUUGAACUGUGUGUGUGUGGCAGCGCGUGGUUACGAUAUCUUUCAAUGUUGCUUCUGCCUUUGCUGUUACUACUGCUGCUCUUGUCCAUUUGGAAGACAAACCAGGCUUUAUUUCUGUCUGUGUGUGUGUGUGUGUGUGUGCUUGGAUAGGCACAAAUGAGAGAGAGUAUCUACAACCCAGAAAACACUUUACGUAAGCACUGAAGACACUUACUGAUAUCUAUUUUCUGUAGUGGGUGAAAUUGAUAAACUGAGCUUAUCUCUUUAUUUAAUGACGAUGUACAAUGAUCAGCUUUGUGUUUAUUUGAUUUAUGUAGGAAUUGAUAAUGUAUUGUUGACUUGAUAUAUCAGCUUUCUUGAAUGAACCAAUUGUAUUUGCACUAGUUACAUUGAUUGAGAAUCAAACCAAACCGUUUUUUUUUUCUGUUGAUUUUUGACAAGUCUGUUACUGUCAUUUGCCUUUUAAUCUGAACUAGGCAUAUUGAUAAAUUGCUAACAAUAGCAGUUUACAGUAUUUUCCACCGUGUAUUUUAAUAUUUUACCUCUGAUCGCUCUUGCACAUAAUCUUAGAUAAGUGACUUUGGCUGAAGUGUUAAAUAGCUACUAAAAUGUUUCAAACAUGCAUGCAUCUGUUUAACAUGCUCAGUUUGCAGCUUGCAUCUUCCCAAACACUUCAAAUGUUAAACUGAGGGUGGAAGUUCAUCAAAAAUUUCUUUUUGUUUUUGUUUCAGAUAAGAUAUGUUUUGCUCCAUUGAUAAUUAACAAGUGCAGUAACAUUACUUACAACUGUUAACCUUAUUUUACUGGUUGCUGCAGAAAUGCAGUAAUGUUAUGUACUCUAAAACCAUUCAUACAUUAAUUAUAUUUACACAGUUAAAUGCACAACCAAUUCUUAAGUCUUAUCAUGAACAGCAUGGUCAUGCAGCCACCCAAAGGCAAUGUGCAUUUCAGAAAAGGUGCUUUGAAGUAGUUGUGUUCUGUAAGAAAAUCUGUUUUUCAAUCCCCAAAAAGCUUGAAUUCUCUCUGUACACUGUGUCUUAUGGUACAUUCCACAAGUGCUGUAUUUAAUAAACCUAAGUAUUCUGUC
This is a messenger RNA of Labeo rohita (rohu), 1829 nucleotides long. It is a transcript of the gene spryd7b, whose product is annotated as SPRY domain containing 7b. The coding region runs from base 114 to 704 and encodes 196 amino acids. The record is from RefSeq and is a predicted model, not a curated record. Gene Ontology annotation, molecular function: protein binding. The transcript is spliced from 5 exons. NCBI's taxonomy places the organism in Eukaryota, Metazoa, Chordata, Actinopteri, Cypriniformes, Cyprinidae.